This is a messenger RNA of Anopheles funestus (African malaria mosquito), 3241 nucleotides long. It is a transcript of the gene hry, whose product is annotated as protein hairy. NCBI's taxonomy places the organism in Eukaryota, Metazoa, Arthropoda, Insecta, Diptera, Culicidae. The coding region runs from base 603 to 1676 and encodes 357 amino acids. The transcript has 3 exons. Gene Ontology annotation, biological process: regulation of neurogenesis; regulation of transcription by RNA polymerase II; anterior/posterior pattern specification. Gene Ontology annotation, molecular function: DNA-binding transcription factor activity, RNA polymerase II-specific; protein dimerization activity; RNA polymerase II cis-regulatory region sequence-specific DNA binding. Gene Ontology annotation, cellular component: nucleus. The record is from RefSeq and is a predicted model, not a curated record.
AGCGGACCGUUGGACGGAAUCAAAACCAUCCGAGCUUUCAGCCAAGCAAGUCGUGGCCAACUCUGCCCUGUCUGCCAGCUGACGCACGGAACGCACCGAGCAAGCGCCGGUUCAGUAACGCAGAGUGAGAUUCGAAUAAGAUAAGAGUGUCGCAAACAGAGUGUGGACGGUGAAGUGAACACAACACGCAGCUUCCUUCGACUGUUCUCGCGUUCGUGGUUUGUGCCGCGGUCUGACCAACAAGUGUGUCCUUUAAAGGAAAGUGCCUUUUUUGGUCGAAAUAUUCGAAAGCAAAACGCCAAGUGUCUUAAUAAUGGAGAAGCUGUUAUAAGCGAAUCUGUAACACCGCAAAACAUAUUGAAGUAUUACGAACAAAGAAAGAGAGGAAGAAAGAAUCUGUGUGUGAUUCUGUGUGUGAAGCAUGCGAAUAAUCGCAAUUGGAAAACAGUGACAUAUAACGCAAAAAAUACAGUGUUGUAUCACGGUUAGAAAAAUAAAAACGUUUCAACUACGUGCCUUUUUGCGUGGCGAAGCAGUGUGUGCGAUAGUGAAGUGUUAAAAAUUCGGAUUAGAAAAAAAAGAGAGAUACCCCACACAUCAAAAUGGUGACCGGAAUUGGAGCCACCGCGCAACAGGUCGCCGGAACGCCGGCCACCACCCAGAUACCACCGGCCGAGCCGGUCAAACGCUCCAGCGAUAAUCGUCGGAGCAACAAACCGAUCAUGGAAAAAAGGCGCCGUGCUCGUAUCAACAACUGUUUGAACGAGCUCAAAACGUUGAUCCUCGACGCAAUGAAAAAAGACCCCGCACGUCACUCAAAGUUGGAAAAGGCCGACAUCCUGGAGAUGACGGUGAAGCAUCUGGAGAACCUGCAACGGCAACAGAGCGCCAUGUCGCAGGCAACGGAUCCGAGCGUGAUGAACAAGUUCAAGGCCGGUUUCAACGAGUGCGCCCAGGAGGUCGGUCGCUUUCCGGAGAUCGAUCCGCACGUUAAGCGCCGCCUGCUGCAACAUCUCAGCAACUGCAUCAAUGGCGUUAACAAGUCCGAUCUUCCGAAGCGCCACCACCAGCAGCAGCAGCAGCAACAGCAACACAUUCUACCCUCCCCGCCAAGUUCGCCCGAACAGCACGGACACCCUCACCCGUACGGAUUGGCCGGUCAUCCAUCGCCGCUGAGCGCCAUCCAGGCCGGUAAUGGUAGUGUGUAUAUGGCCGGUUCGAGCGUUCAGCUUAUCCCGACCAAACUGCCGAAUGGUAGUAUUGCCUUCGUGCUGCCCCCUACCGCCGCCCAAACCCUCACCACCCAGGUGCCGCAACCACCCGUGCCGAUGUUGGUACCGAUCCCGAGCCGUACCGCUUCAACCGGAUCGGCCUCUUCCAGCCAUUCGGGUGCAUCCUCACUGUACGAUCGUGUCCCACGGGAACAUGCUACCUCGUCGCCGUACCAUGCACCACCCAGCCCGGCCAACUCGCACUACGAGCCGAUGGAGUGCCACUCGUCCGCCAGCGCGUACCACCUUCACCAGCACCAACAGUCCUCCUCCUCGUCGACGUCCUCGUCCUUCAGCAGUCCGGACAGUCCGCUGUCGCUCGUGAUGAAGAAACCCUACCACGAUGAUGACGAUGAUCACGAGAUGAAGCAGGAGGACGAUGGCAAACCGUGGCGCCCGUGGUAAUUCAACGUGCGAACGUGGAGCAUAAUUUUCCGGAGUCAUAUACACAACAGUACCUAAGGAUGAGCUUCAGAAGUGGUGGAAACGGUGGAAGAUGCUGUGCAGACUUCCAGUGCCUCUUCAUCGAUCCCAGCCGUAACAGCAAAAGGGGACGGACAUUAACACCCGGUCCGGUUCACACCCACGAACAGUCUUGUGCAAAGUGUCACUAGUCAUACGAUUUCCUUACCAGUUGGGAAAUUCAUGCAUCUUAGUGUGUGCUGCACGGACAUUAGUGACAUACCGGAACAAAAGUGCUCAUAUCAGUGUACCGACUCGUGUGUGUCCUUGUUUGUUUGUGUGUGUGUGUGAAUGGACCGGAAGUUGGUGAUGGUGGAACGGUGGAUGCAUAUUGUGUGAUGCUGUGAAUAACUAUUAAGAAGAGAACACUUUGCAGGGCAUUAGAGUUUAUAGCGAACAAGGAAAUGGAAAGUGAGCAAGUGUGAGGAUGUGAUGGAGUACGGUGUAGUGCCACCAGAAAGAUGCAAACAAGGGUUCAAAAGCUUUAUCGAAAUUCUGUCUGUUUACUAGUGGUGGUGAAUGUGUACGUUUGAUAGGACCUCCGCGCCAUAGCUCCUUUUUGCUUUAAUGAACAAUUUCCUCCGUUCAUCAUUUCGAAUGUGUGAUUUUGUAGAGCUUCGUGCACCGUUUUUAGUUUAGGAGUUUUAUUUUAUACACCUUUUUUUUUAAAUGCGAAACAAUUACCUCCCCGCUUUUCCGUGAGAUGCGACAAUUAAUCAGAAACGUCUUCCAAAAACGUGAUGGCCACAAGCACCACCCAACCGCAGCAAAAGGGCGAUAGUCUUCCAAAAAAAAAAAAUGCGACGUGUUUUUAUAAACCCUUAGCAAUCUGAGCGUUUUUGUGUACGUUUUGUGGUGCGUGUGCCUGAAUCAGUGGGAUCGUGCUAAAGAUGUCCGAAUUUUUCUCGGACGAAUACGAUCCCGAACAGUUAGUUGCACUUAAAAUUUUUAGUUAAAACUUUAAAUUAUUGCUUUUCAGAGGUUCUUAAGUUGGAGUUAAAAGUUCGUUUAGGAGUUUUCAUUUUCAAAAAAAAACAGGAGUGAUCAUCAGGCUAGGGAAACGCUGGCGUAUUAGCUUCUGGAAUUUUAACUAAUUUUUUUUUUGGCUUGAGCUUGAAAUGGUCAGAAGAGAAUGAGAGCAAAUCAUUAGAGAUAGAAACAGUAACCAAGCAAUUAUUGUGGCAAUGAGUGAAAAAGCAAGCAAUAAAUUAGAAGCAACAGAACGAAACAGAUCUAAGAAACGGUAACGUUUCAUGUAAAUUACGCGGCGAAGUAGAACUCUAGAGUAAGUUUAUUUUUGUACAUUAAUAUAAACCAUACACACCUAGCCAUUAGCUAGCUUAGCUUAAGUGUUAAGAAACAAUCCUAUGUAAAAAUAGUUUUUUUUAUAUAUACUAUAAAACCGUGAGAAAAUCCUAGCAAAUCGGGCCUGCUCCGAGAUGCGCAAAUGAGAUAUGAAAAUAUAAAACCGAAAAUCAUACAAUAUGAUAUGAUUUAACAAAACCUAA